Messenger RNA from Acanthosepion pharaonis, 885 nucleotides. The record is from the annotation of a GenBank genome assembly. Lineage: Eukaryota; Metazoa; Mollusca; Cephalopoda; Sepiida; Sepiidae.
AUGUUCAUAUCUAUCUAUCUAUCUAUCUAUCUAUCUAUCUAUCUAUCCCAUCCUAUAUCUACCUAUCUAUCAAUCUAUCUCAUCCUAAACAUAUCUAUCUAUCUAUCUAUUUAUCUACCUAUGAGUUAUAGUCAACAGAUGGUUGUUUAUCCCUCUUUCUCACUUACUCUCCUUCUCUCUCUCUCUUUUUCUCUCUCUUUUUUUCUCUCUCUCUCACUCUUUCUCUCUUUCUCUCUCUUUUUCUCUCUCACUCUUUCUCUCUUUCUCCUUCUUUCUCUCUAUCUCUCUCUUUUUCUCACUCUCACUCUUUCUCUCCGUUCUCUUCAUUUUCUCUCUUUCUGUCUCUCCUUCUUUCUCUCUCUAUCUCUCUCUCACUCUUUCUCCUUCUUUCUCUCUCCAUCUCUCUCUUUUUCUCUCUCUCUCACUCUUUCUCUCUUUCUCUCUCUUUUUCUCUCUCACUCUUUCUCUCUUUCUCCUUCCCUCUCUCUUUAUCUCUCUCUUUUUCUCUUUCUCACUCUUUCUCUCCGUUCUCUUCAUUUUCUCUUUUUCUCUCUCUCACUCUUUUUCUCUUUCUCUCUCUCACUGUUUCUCUCCGUUCUCUUCAUUUUCUCUCUUUUUGUCUCGCCUUCUUUCUCUCUUUUUCUCUCUCUCACUCUUUCUCUCUUUCUCUCUCUCUUUUUCUCUCUCUCUCACUCUUUCUCUCCGUUCUCUUCAUUCUCUACCUUACUUUCUUUGUUUUCUUCACGUUUUUAUAUCAAACUGUACAGACCAGGAUCGUUGUUGCUUAACUUCAAUGUUUCUCUCUCUCUCUCUCUAUCUCUAUCUCUCUCUCUCUCUCUCUAUCUAUCUAUCUAUCUAUCUAUCUCUCUCUCUCUCUCUCUCUGA